Messenger RNA from Brienomyrus brachyistius, 2079 nucleotides. It is a transcript of the gene gpank1, whose product is annotated as G patch domain and ankyrin repeats 1. The coding region runs from base 213 to 1199 and encodes 328 amino acids. Lineage: Eukaryota; Metazoa; Chordata; Actinopteri; Osteoglossiformes; Mormyridae. The transcript is spliced from 3 exons. Gene Ontology annotation, molecular function: protein binding; nucleic acid binding. The record is from RefSeq and is a predicted model, not a curated record.
UCCUAUAGUGAUGAGGCCUCACUGUCGCCUGCAUUUUGUCCUCCGAUACUGUUGGUGGCAGUAAUGCGCGCUGUCGGACUCUGUGAAUGAAAUGAAAAGGGAUGAUGAAGAUGGUAAGCAGAUCAUGGUGGUGUUCUUCGGUAUGGAGAAGAUGGCUUGUGCGGCUAGUUUUGUAGUAUGAAGUGGGACAGUGUGUUCGUACCCGUUCGGCCAUGAUCGCCUUCACUCGGGCGCAGGAGCCGUAUAGCGCGUGGCCCACGGGCAACAGUGUGAAGAAGCCGGCGGACAAGGGGCAUGCACUAACCGGGGAAGAGGCUAAAGGGUUUUACCAGAGCCUGAUAGAGGAAGGCGGGGAUGGAGAGACCGGGAGCAGCAGCAGCACGGGAAACGCGCCCAGGAGGAGAGUAAGAAGACGGCAUCCGCAAGCCGCUACUCCCUCCGAGAGGGAUGGGCACCGGCUGCUGAGAUGCGCCCAGGAGGGAGAUCUGGCGGGGCUCAAGGAGCAACUGGAAAAGAAGGGAUGCAAUGUCAACUUCUGCGAUGCCUAUUACUGGACCGCCAUCAUGUGCGCCAGCUAUGCUGGGCACCUAGACGCCGUGAGGUACCUCCUCCGCAAGGGGGCGGCCUGGGUGGGAGUGGUGGACACCCAGGGUCGGGACGCCCGGGAUCUGGCCGAUCAGGCUGGCCACACAGACGUGGUGCGGGAGCUGGACACGUUUCAGUCCCAGGAAGACAGGCAGAGGACAGACAGUGCCCCGCCCCCAGACCCCCGCUGGUGCUCGGAGUGUGGUACCCAGUACAGCGAGAGCGAGGACCGGCAUUGCAGCUCCACCCUGCACCAGUUCAGCCUGCGCCGGCCACCCCCCACCCCCCACUACUGUCUGCCCCCCACCAACGCCGGCUUUCGCAUGAUGCUCCGGGGCGGAUGGGAGCCAGGGGCCGGACUCGGGCCCUGGGGGACCGGCCCCAAGCGGCCCGUCCGCACUGUGCUGAAGAGGGACCAGGCGGGCCUGGGGUAUGGCCCGACCCCUCGGGCCAGGGUGACGCAUUUUGAGGCUGGGGACACACAGGCCGUGCAGCAGGUCCCUUGCAGGGGCCGCACUGAGCGGGAGGCCACACUGAGCCGCAGGGCCGAGAGGAAGAAAAAGGAGAAAGACAAGAACUGGGAGAGAGACUUCAGAACUUACUGUAACCUUUGACCUCUGUCUUUUGCUAAUGCAAGGCUGUGUCUCUGUGGUACUGCUGUGUUUUCAUUUGUUUUAUAUAAGGUUUUCAUUUGCUUUAUAUAAGGUUUUCAUUUGCUUUAUAUAAGGUUUUCAUUUGCUUUAUAUAAGGUGCUCUGCUAGAAGUGUUGGUUAUGUUUAGCAACUUGAAGUUCAGAUUUCUCAAUCUAUAAUGAGAAUUUAGAUUUAUAAUGGCAUAUAUCUUUGUCUGUUUUUAUAAUGCAUGGGAAUAUGCAGCAGGCAGGUUAACAGCGAUGUUUGCAGAAACCCCUAACAGCAUAGUCACAGAGAGGAUGGUGUGUAUUAGUCAAAGUGCUCUAGUGGUGUAAUUAAGUACUAGUACAGAAUGAAAACUUCAGGAGCUCAUUCUGAGUAAAACUAACGCUGGUUACCAAUAUCGGUGCUAAUUAAUAACAUGAAGUUGCUAACUUGUACUGACCAAUUUUAAAAUCACUUCCACAACAGAGAACACAGGUUAGCGCCACUGAUCGAGCGUUUUCUGUCAUCCACAAAGAGACACAUCAGGUUUCAUUCGAGAUGUGCUUUAUUUCUAUUGCUUUACAGCUAAAGUACAGAUACAUUUUUAAAAAUACGAGGUAUGUUUGUUGUCAUGCAAUUUCAAAUUUCUGGGAAAUUAAAUUUCAGAUAAUACAUAUUUAAACCACAAUUUCAUAUCACUUCUCAAACUCCUGGCAGAUGUAAUCUUUUUUGACUGAGUGCAUUAAUCUAAUGAUGCAAAAUUCAUUUUACAAAAAAAAUCACCUAUCUGAAGAUGCUGUUUCUUUUCUAUGAAGUAUUUUUAAGUGGAUUUUGUAUUUGAUUUCUUAUGAUUAACAAGGUAGAAGUGGAACUAUAA